Messenger RNA from Erigeron canadensis, 1323 nucleotides. Its product is annotated as NAC transcription factor 29-like. Gene Ontology annotation, biological process: regulation of DNA-templated transcription. The transcript is spliced from 3 exons. Gene Ontology annotation, molecular function: DNA binding. Lineage: Eukaryota; Viridiplantae; Streptophyta; Magnoliopsida; Asterales; Asteraceae. The record is from RefSeq and is a predicted model, not a curated record. The coding region runs from base 1 to 1323 and encodes 440 amino acids.
AUGGAGGGAGUACAACAACAAUUUGUUGACAAUUACCACGAUUAUGAAGAUGGUCUUGCCCCUGGGUAUCGUUUUUGUCCAACCGAUGCAGAGCUUAUCGUCUGCUACUUGAAAGCAAAGAUCGAGAAAGAUGCGUAUCCCCCUUGCCGCAUACAUGAAGUCAAUAUCUAUAACCACAGUCCCGAUGAUCUUGCAAGAGAAUACCGAUCGUGUGAUAAUAAGUGGUACUUCUUGACCCCGAGAGAACGACAGUGCCCAAAAGGGAGUCGGCCAAAUAGAAAGGUGGGCAACUUUGGAAAAUGGAAGGCAGCGCAGAAAGACGCAGCAGUGUUGGAUGUGAAGGGCCAGGAAGUUGGAAGGAAAAGGAGUUUGAAUUUCUUGGAUGAAAACGGGAUCAAGACGUCAUGGCUAAUGCAAGAGUAUACCACCACCCAUCCUAAUCUCCCCAUUGGAACCGGACCACAAACCAUGUUGAGCAAUUGGGUGCUGUGCAAAAUUUAUAAGCUGAAGGAAGAAAAGAGCGGAACUACUGGAAACGUUAAUCAGGCGAAACAGCAAUUUGUAGGCAAGAGGAAUAAUAAUGAUCAACAAGAUCAGGAAAGCACUGUGCACGAUGAACAAAACCAACAGCUACACAUUAUUAAUGAUGAACCGUCACCCAAACGAACAAGACUAGCAUCAUCAGACGUGGACUACAACCAACAGCAGCAGGGUACUAAUUCUACUUCACAGCAAUAUUAUUACGAUCAUCAUCAUCAACAUCGUCAAUCUUCUACUACUUAUGAUCAUGAGAUGAGCAUCUUAACUGCUACGCCCGAUGGUUAUCAUUGUCAACAAAAUCAGAAGCAGAUGUCAUCAAUAUUCAUGAACGCAUCAACAAAUAACAGUAGUGCUGCUUCAACUUCUUUUACUACUACUACUCCUCCUCCAAACGAUGAUCAUGAGAGCAUGUUAACUAUGGCCGAUGGUUAUCAAUAUUGUCAACAAAAUCAGCUGAAGCAGAUGAUGUCAUCAUCAAUUACCGCAUCAACAACUAACACUACUGCUUCAACUUCUACUACUACUACUCCAAACGAUGAUCCUCAACAAACGACAACUUCUAGCAUGAUAGUUACUACUACUAGUAGUACUACGCCACCAUCAUCAUGUCCGCCCCUCCCACUAGACAUGUUUUUGGAUGAUGAUGCUGAUGAUGAUUUUGAUUGGGUCGCUGCUCUCGAUUCUUGCGAUGUUCUUGAUGAUAUUUAUAUUCCAGCUGAUGAUCAUCUUUUCCAACCCGACGACGAUUUUGGCCGCUAUCUUCUUGAAGAAUUCGUCUUCUGA